AUGCCGAAUCCUUCCAGCGCCCACGGCACCUACCGCCGUUCUCUCGCUCCGUGGUGCCGCCCCCACCGUCGUCUCUACAACUCCACGGGUCUUCUACUCCGUUCGCAAACGCCAGCCGUCGAUAUUGCUUCUAUUGCAAGAGCUAUGGACAUACACGUGAAGAAUGUCGUAGCGGGUAUGGUGUUCGAUUUCGCUGCAUCAAUUUGGUGUUUCUCUGGUGAUGAAGUGACUUACCCAUUGGAAUAUGAACUUUCCAGACCAUGCGUGUCCGUAUCCUCUGUAGAUUUCCUACGUGAGGAAGAAGGAGUUAUGCUGCAUCCUGAAGAGAGACUGCUGUUGUCCGACCUCUUGAAACAGAACGAAGACCUGUUCGAACAAGGGGGAGGGGACCAACUCGGCCGAUACAGGCGCACCGAUGACUACAAGGUGACCCCAGCCCAGCAGAAUUCUGACGUCAGCCGAAAGGAAUUACUCUACCUCCGAGCGGGGGUUAAACAAGAGCUCAUCCCAGUUUACCACCCUGAAGUUAAUCCAAAAAGCGAGAACUCAAGGUACAUCCCAGUUUACCACCCUGAAGCUAAUCCAAAUAUCGAGAACUCAAGGAUAUUCGAGAUCGUGUUCAGAAAAAACAAGAUCAUCGUAGGAGAUAGG
Molecule: messenger RNA, 651 nt
Organism: Iphiclides podalirius (scarce swallowtail)
Lineage: Eukaryota; Metazoa; Arthropoda; Insecta; Lepidoptera; Papilionidae
Source: the annotation of a GenBank genome assembly